AACAUUCAGCCUACUUUCUGUAGAGUAUUUCAGACCCUCGCAACCAAAAAUUGAACUCAAUUCCCAGGUCAAAAUUUGUCUCAAUCAGUCGGCGGGGUUGCCUGCAGUGGUUUCUUAUCCAAAUAUACUAAUCGACGAAAUGCCUAAAGAGUGAGAAUCCCCUUCACGUUGUAAGGCGCAGGUUUUGUGUGGCUGGGACUGGCUCCACCUCUCCAGUGGGCCCGAGCGGCAGUGACCAGCUCCGCAAAGCAGUGAUCGUCUCCGGCAAGGGGCUGGGGGAUGUGGAGAAUAGCAACUGGUACAAAUGGGUGAAGGAUAAUCUGAAUCAGGGUCUUUGAGGGAUAAUCAGUGUGAAUGUUCUUCUUCCUAUAAAACAUCGGUCACGACGCGCAGUCGACCUGCAUCCUGCUCGCUACUGCCUCCGGGAUAUCUCUGGGACGAAUUGUUGGGGGCCUACAGUUUUCUGGACUGUUUGCAUUAGCAUCACUACCUUUACCAAAAGUAUUUAACCCCAACAACCACCUAUGAAAGUAAGGCAUUUGAAAGAUCUUCCUGAAACACCAAAAAAAGUGCAUCUCCCCUCAUUAACUUUAAUCUUUAAGAUUCCAGAUUUUCAGCGCUUGCUUCAAAACAUGCCAGACCCUUUUACAGCUAGAAAAACAAUAUGGCUUCCUUUUAUGCAAAAAACACUGCAGUGUGAUGAACAGACUGUUAUGAUUGGACACAGUUCUGGUGCUGCUGCAGCUAUGAGAUAUGCUGAAACACACAGAGUAUAUGGUAUUAUAUUGGUGUCUGCAUAUACAUCUGAUCUUGGAGAUGCAAAUGAACAAGAAAGUGGAUAUUUCUGCAGCCCAUGGCAAUGGGAGAAGAUCAAAAAUAAUUGUAACCAUAUUGUUCAGUUUGGUUCAACUGAUGACCCCUUCCUCCCCUGGCCUGAACAGCAAGAAGUAGCAGAUGGACUUCAUGUAGAAUUGCACCAAUUCACAAACCGAGGGCACUUUCAGGAUGAAAAGUUUCCUGAAUUAAUAUCUGUUGUUCGCAAGAUGAUGAAAGCACUUUUAUAGUCAGAAAGCUUUUCAUUCAUGGAUUGAUUAUAGAUUGUUUUUAUUUUUUCUUAAACGCAUGUGUUAAAAUUAUGACGAAGCUCAUGGUUUUGCUGCAAAAAAUACAUGGCUUGGUGUUCAGAAUAACUAAUUACAUUGUUGAUAAUGAUAAU
Stegostoma tigrinum is the source of this 1216-nucleotide messenger RNA. RefSeq names its product retinoblastoma binding protein 9 (gene rbbp9). The coding region runs from base 525 to 1064 and encodes 179 amino acids. The transcript is spliced from 7 exons. Lineage: Eukaryota; Metazoa; Chordata; Chondrichthyes; Orectolobiformes; Stegostomatidae. Gene Ontology annotation, molecular function: hydrolase activity. The record is from RefSeq and is a predicted model, not a curated record.